AUGACCACUUGGAAGCUGCUUCUGGUGCUGGGUUUGGCCGUUGAAGUCACGAGAUGUUCUAAUCUGAAGCGACACGAUGAGAAGCCUAUCAUCGUGUGCUCGGUGAAUAUGUAUCCGGUUAUAAGUGACGCAGUUCUGACCAAACUCGCAGUCUGCGGCCACAUAAUAGUGUGUAACGAGGAUUUUUGUAAACCGUCAAGGCAGCUGAAGAACUUUUCCGACUCAAAACGAGUCGCUUUGAUCCGUAGUAAAGCACCGCAGGCCAAGAUUCUGCGCGAGGUUGAGAUACAGUUUGAUGAGAGCUUCGUUCCCGACCAGGCGGUUCAGAACGUUAAGGCAAGCGUUGCGGGCGGGCCGUUCGAUGGAGUUGAGCUGGUUUUCGAUUCGGCGCAUCUGGACCAACCCGGACAGAUCAAAUAUGCUCAGUUUCUCAAACUGCUGAAACGCAACCUCGACGACAACGUGAUGAUCUCGAGCUCGUUUGUCUGUCAACACAACCUUCCGGCUUUCUUGCUUAACGCGAUGAGCGAAGUACUGGACUACGUCAUACUGGCUCCAUCAUCCCAGAAUGUUUCCGCCGAGGGGAAUGCUCUGGCACCGCGGGUGUACACUGAUUCGGUUUGCGAGCUUCAAGAAGAGCAACAACGACACUGUGAAGAACAGCAAAACCAAAACUGUUCAUUGUUUGAAGAUGGUGUUAAGCUCAUCUACGAUGAUCCCAACUCAGCCGGUGGACGAGCCUUGCAGGUUGUUGGAUGCAAACUGAGGGGAAUCUCCAUUGCGCUGAGCUACGAUGAUCCAGCUGGAAUCUGCGUGGGAUCAUGCUUCCCACUGUUGGGUGCAGUUCAGGACGUGUUCGAGCAUCGUGCCAGCGUUUCAGGAAUACGAGGAUGCCCUUGUGGUACCGAUGAAUCUGGAGAAGUAGAACACGCAUCCGAUCCUCCUUGUCAUUCGAACGAUCAGCAUCAACCCGCAAGCGAUUGCUGUUGCAACAGUGAAAAACCUUGCGAUGGAUGUAAACUACUGAAUCGCCUGCAAGGAGCGGUGAAAACUUCCGAACACGUCGCUAGUAUUUCUAAAAGUGUCGCAGAUAAAGUCCUAGAAUCACUCGACAGAGUGGUCGUGCUUAUCUCCUACAUGUUGGGUCAAACCCCCGAGCUGCCUGAAUGA
Messenger RNA from Culex pipiens pallens (northern house mosquito), 1170 nucleotides. RefSeq lists its product as uncharacterized. Bases 1 to 1170 code for a protein of 389 amino acids. NCBI's taxonomy places the organism in Eukaryota, Metazoa, Arthropoda, Insecta, Diptera, Culicidae. The record is from RefSeq and is a predicted model, not a curated record. The transcript has 5 exons.